Oldenlandia corymbosa var. corymbosa is the source of this 2343-nucleotide messenger RNA. The record is from the annotation of a GenBank genome assembly. NCBI's taxonomy places the organism in Eukaryota, Viridiplantae, Streptophyta, Magnoliopsida, Gentianales, Rubiaceae.
CAUAUCUAAAAACCCUUUAACCUUCUUCACUCUAUCUUCUCAUGGAAGUCCAAAAGAUUUUCUGAAUAAUAUUUGAGGAGAAAAAAGAAAGAAAGAAAGAAAGAAAUGGCAACCCUUCAAGCUGAAGCAUUCAGAAAUAAUAUGCAUCUCUCAGCUUACCUUCAUUCUCUUUCACAAACUCCGAGUAGGCUUAAGAAGAGAUUGUUGGCAACCUGGACACCAGACCAAGAGCUGAAUAAGGUGAGACUUAGGUCUGGUGCUGACAUGAAGAGGAAACUCAGUUGGUAUGAUUUGGUAGCCCUUGGAGUUGGAGGAAUGCUUGGUGUAGGAGUUUUUGUCACUACUGGUCCUGUUGCUAGACAAACUUCUGGCCCUUCUGUCUUUAUUUCAUACAUAAUUGCUGGAAUCUCAGCCCUUCUCUCUUCUUUGUGUUAUACUGAGUUUUCCAUUGAAGUUCCGGUAGCCGGUGGCGCCUUUAGUUAUCUCAGAGUCACUUUUGGAGAAUUUGUGGGUUAUUUUGCUGGAGCUAACAUACUAAUGGAGUAUGUACUUUCGAAUGCUGCUGUUGCGAGAAGCUUCACUGAGUAUUUGUGUUGUACUUUUGGUGGGAACGACCCAAAUUCAUGGAGAGUUGAAGUUAAUGGAUUAGUGAAGGGUUAUAACAUGUUGGACUUUCCUGCAGUGGCUUUGAUUGCUGUUCUAACUCUUUUCUUGUGCCAUAGCACCAAAGAAAGCUCCAUGCUGAACCUAGUGAUGACAGUAUUCCAUGUUGCUUUCUUCGGGUUUAUCAUUUUUGCUGGAUUCUGGAAAGGAACCACUGAAAAUUUGGUAAAACCUGGAGGCCUAACACCCUUUGGUUUCAAAGGAGUCGUUGAUGGUGCCGCCAUUGUCUAUUUCAGCUAUAUUGGGUAUGAUUCAGUUUCAACCAUGGCAGAAGAAAUCAAGAAUCCUUCAAAGAACCUCCCUCUUGGAAUUGUUGGCUCGGUUGUUAUAGUUUCCACAAUCUAUUGUCUCAUGGCCGUAUCUUUGUGUUUGUUGGUUCCAUACAAUCAGAUUCCAGAUGGUGCAUCAUUUUCGGUUGUUUUUCGAAACAUUGGUUGGAGAUGGGCAAGCAAUGUAGUGGGAGCUGGUGCAAGUUUGGGAAUUGUAGCUUCUCUCCUUGUUGCAAUGCUUGGACAAGCAAGAUACCUUUGUGUUAUUGGAAGGGCUAGGCUUGUGCCCUCUUGGUUAGCUAAAGUACAUCCUUCUACUGGUACCCCUUUGAAUGCUACCAUUUUCUUGGGGAUUUGCCAGGCAUCAAUAGCACUUUUCACAGAACUGGAAAUCGUGAUCGAAAUCAUCUCCAUAGGGACCCUUCUGGUGUUCUACCUAGUGGCCAAUGCUCUGAUCUACCGCAGAUGCGUAAUCAUCAACAACAACCCUCCAUUCAAGACUCUUGCCUACCUCUUCUUCCUCACCUGUAUCUCUAUUGGAUUCUCCAUUUCAUGGAAACUCAGACGACAAUGGUGGGGACUACCAUUAUUUGGUGGGCUGAUGAUCAUCAUCACCGCCUUUUUCCAGUUUUAUAUCAUGGCCCCGGCAUGCCAUCAACAUCAUCCUCCCGGUGAAUCUCGCAGUUGGUCUGUGCCCUUCAUGCCUUGGCCGGCUGCAGUAUCCGUCUUCCUCAACGUUUUUCUCAUGGCCACGUUGAAGAAGCUUUCCUACAUUCGGUUUGGCGUUUGGGCAUGUUUUAUCACUCUGUUCUAUGUGUUGUAUGGUGUUCACUCCACAUAUCAGGCAGAAGAUGUGGAAGAAUGCUCUGAGACUUUAGGCGGUGCCGAAGGCACAAACACUUCCGCUACUACAGCUCAGCAAACAAAGCUGGAUAUCCAAGUUCUACAAUGACAGGAACCACCUUUUGUUUGUUUUUCAUUCUUGCCUAACAUUAAAACUUGGUAGCAGCUAUAGCCUCUAGCGAGCAUUUCCCGCCGAACCAUGCUGUUAGAUUCUUACCAAUUGUUAAUAUACUUCUAGGCAGUUUUGCCCUUACAUUUGUGAUUUUCCGCAGAACUUCCUGAUAUCCAUUAGAUUCUGAUCUUGCCUUAUUUAUUACAAUAGCUCCUCAUCCUAUCAUGACCAAAAACAUUCAUAACAGAAAAUACAUGAACAAUGACCAGGAAGAUCUGUUCGCAGCGACCUCGGAUAGUGCAGUAUAUAACAUACACAGAAAUGUGCCAAUAGAAAUGAUUGGCAGGUUCACAAUUGAUAACAAAUACAGGAUGACGGUUUCUUUGGAAGAAGAUGCCAAAAUUUGCAGAUGAAACGGCUAACUUACAAGUUAAAUGUUUACUGCAUAUCUUCAAG